Parnassius apollo (apollo) is the source of this 720-nucleotide messenger RNA. NCBI's taxonomy places the organism in Eukaryota, Metazoa, Arthropoda, Insecta, Lepidoptera, Papilionidae. The record is from the annotation of a GenBank genome assembly.
AUGUCACAGUUGUAUGAAACAAGUGAACAAGAGGAAUUGACUUUGCAGUCUACUUCAAAGGAUACUUUGCAGUCUACUUCACAGGCUACUUCGCAGUCUACUUCACAGGAUACUUUGCAGUCUACUUCACAGGCUACUUUGCAGUCUACUUCACAGGCUACUUUGCAGUCUACUUCACAGGAUACUUUGCAGUCUACUUCACAGGAUACUUUGCAGUGUACUUCACAGGCUACUUCAGAAGCUACACCCAGGCUGAGUGAAGCUAUAGUGUUACCUGACUAUGUAAGAGCAGUAGAAACUGAAUCUCGCUGUUUUAUUGAAGGUUGUCGGAGACAAGAGAGGUAUAGAGUUCCUGUUACAACUAGGAAAAUGUUGUUAGAUGUCUGUAACUUCUAUAUCCCUAAAAACAAUAGAUUAUGCAACCACCACAUUAAUACGCAAUCUUGGGAUUUUCUUACUGGCGCUUUAGAAAAUUAUGUUAAUGUGUUUACAGCAUUGCAUAUUCAAAACAUGCUAGAAUUAAAAAGUUACUCAAAUGUUGGCCUUGAUUUUAUCAAUAUUCUUAAUAUGGAAGACCGUUUAGUGCACCAUUGGUUAGGCUUUACGAAAGAGCAGUAUCAAAGGAUUUUAGAUGAAGUGCCACAAUUGCUGCAAAAGUCAUCGGGCCCUAUUGCGUUAACAGCAUAUUUGAUAAAGCUGAGAACCGGUGAUUCUAACUAG